GUUCAUGCAUGUGUUGAAAUUGUUGAUUCGUGCCAGCACCGUGGAGACCAAAUGUGGUCUGCAACCGCAGCGUGCACUCCUGGAGUCUCCAAGCCAAUCCGUAAUCAGGGAAGUAGUAAUAAUAUUUAGACGCUCAGUUCUGAAUUUAGCGUACGGCAAUGCCGCAAGUUUCAACGGAAUUUGUUUCCCACUGUUCACGUUCUCAUGAAUCAUCUUCACUACAAACGACAACUGCAUGCUUACCAGCAGGCCCAAGCUGUUCAAUCCACGGCAGUCGACAAACACAACUGACUCCAAUACCGCAGCACAAUCUACUGCCACUAGCUCGGACGCACCCACGCCAACUAUCAGCAACAGUCAGGCAUCCACGAUAACGUCUAUACUGUCAACCAGCCAGCCUGGUAGCUCCCAGGCUACCAGCGAUAGUUUACCAUCAAGCAGUCCCACACCAUCCUCUUCUGAUGUCAGUACUACGAGUUCUUCUACUUCUGUUAUUACAACGUCAUCUCAGUCUGACUUGACAGCAUCAUUGUCACCCGUUACAUCUACAAGCUCAGAAACUUCGAGUUCUACACCUACAUCUCAGCCACCUACUUCCACAACUUCAUCCGUAUCAACACCAUCCUCUACCUCGGUCUCAGCUCCAACACCGACCAGCACCAGCACCCCCACCAGCACUUCCACCAGCACUUCCAUCAGCACCUCCACCGUCACCUUAUUACCAUCACCUACUCAAAACAACCCGACGUCUACGACUCCAACUUCCACAUAUGCAAGCCAGACGACAUCGACCAUCACCUCGUCUUUUGUGACGGUUGUAGGUGGAACUACCAUGACAUCUUUCAGUUUGAUCCCUACGGUCAUCAGUGAACCCUCGACCACCACUACAGGCGCAACUGAUCGCACUGCCGUUAUCGCUGGCUCCGUGAUUGGUGGAGGCCUAUUCCUAAUCAUUGGUCUUUCUGUAUUUUUCUACCGCCAACGUCAGCGCUUCAAACACUUCCACUUCCUCGAUGCUAUCAAUGUGCGCAGGCGACAAGCCCGUGCCAGAGCAACAAUACUUGCGAGCGAAGACCUUGAGGACGUUGGUGUCGCACGUCCGUCUCCAGGAAGAUACUCCGAUCAUGAUGCCCCCUGGGAUCCGCAUGAUAGCUCUGGGUCUAAUCAUACUGAACGUCGCACACUCAUGGGUCACAUGGUACAGAGUGGGGACAUUGACUUGAGCCACAUCAUCGACGAUGUCAUGGGCCCUUCAGCGUUAGGCGUGCACUACUCACAAAAUUCCCUAUCAUCUUCCUAUCGCGACUGGUCAGGGGAUGAGUCUGCGCCUCAAACUAGAGAGAGAACAUCGCAAAUUGCGUUACUAGAAGCCGCAGGGCUGAGUACCACGGGAGGCCCCAGCAUGCAACCUAUGCAGCCUAGCCCACUUGGGAACAAUGAUCCUGAUCCUGUUGUCACAGGUGGCGGUAAUGCCCUGUGACAAUGAUGCCAGUCUAUAUCUGUUUUAUCUUUCGCUUGUUGUACAGCAUUAACGCGCUGUGAUCAAGGUGGAUAUGCCGAACCCCUUGCAUCUGUACCGAGUUGAUCGGUCAAUUCUACUCAAGUUGGCCUGAUCUAAAAAUCAGAUGACUGUGUUCUUUAUAUGUGCUGAUCUUUAUUCAUACAUAAUGUUUGUUGUUUCACUCUGUCGCAUAUGUAUACAUUACUUACUGUCGUGGUCGUUCACUUCGAACAUUACUGGACAUGGAUGAGUCGUUAUAAUCAUGCCACGGACUUUUCACGGACUUUACUCUUUGACUCCCUCGUUAUGCACUCCUAGCAAUACUAUUGACGAUGGAUGAUGCUAAUCAUGCAUUUUGAUUCCCUACUCCUAUAAAAUCAAUCGUUGAAUUCAA
Messenger RNA from Suillus discolor, 1895 nucleotides. RefSeq lists its product as uncharacterized. Lineage: Eukaryota; Fungi; Basidiomycota; Agaricomycetes; Boletales; Suillaceae. The transcript has 5 exons. The coding region runs from base 236 to 1480 and encodes 414 amino acids. The record is from RefSeq and is a predicted model, not a curated record.